Molecule: messenger RNA, 372 nt
Organism: Anisakis simplex (herring worm)
Lineage: Eukaryota; Metazoa; Nematoda; Chromadorea; Rhabditida; Anisakidae
Source: the annotation of a GenBank genome assembly
AUGUGUUCAUUUCCAGAUCCACAAUACUUCAACUCGCUUCCACCGCAUUUACCAGCCGCGAUACUCCCUCCAAACGGACCCAGCGUUCGAGGCCAGGGUUAUCAAUCUGUGUCUGCCUACACCAGUCCUCCUCCAUUUAAUGGCGAUGCACCGAUUUUGUCGGUGAUCAAUGAAGAUGGCAACGCUCCGAGGAAUCGUAGGGGAACAACAAGAGAAAAUCAACGUGAACGGCAUUCGGAUCAACCAAGGCGUGGCAGAAAUGCGGACAACUAUUCAACGAAUGAAACGAUGAACACACAUAAUUCUUAUGGAAGAAAAAAACAAGGAGGUGGCCCUCGCUUUAAUCAGAAGUAUGCUGAAGGUGAUUCGUGA